AUGAGAAAAACUAAUUUUGCAGAAAUGCUGGUGGAUUCUAUGAACGUGCAAGAUUUGGAAAAUUGCAAGGCAGAAGGGAACACAGCCUUUUGUUUGGCUGCAAUAACUGGAAAUUUGAAAAUUGCUGAAAUUAUGUUACGCAAGAAUUCAGGGUUGCCAUGGAUUAGAGGCCAAAAAGAUAUGCUGCCAAUUCAACUGGCAUCUUCUGCAGGACACAUUCCAAUGACAGAAUUUUUAUUUCAAGCUCUUCAAGAGGACCUGCACAACAGUAUACCAUUCCAAGACCUCGUGAAGCUAUUUUUCUUCGCCAUCAACAACAAUAUUUACUCCGUGGCUUCAAAAUUGUUGGAGCGCUAUCCAAAAUUGGUUGUUGCCAAAGAAAAUAAUGUGGGAUUGACUCCUUUGCAAAUGCUUGCUCAACUUUCCUUGUUCAAGGAAACUAUUGGUCAUCAAGAUAUUGUAAGUUCCUUGUUUAAGGGGAUGGAACAAGAGAAAGAGUCUCUGAACAAUGUACAAUUGUCAAAAGCAAUGUUCGAUGCAGCAAAAUCAGGAAACAUUGUGAUAUUAGAAUUUCUUUUCAAGUACCAUCCAUAUUUGCUAUUUGAAGUGGAUUCCAGGGAGCAACGAAACUUACUUCACAUUGCUAUUCUAUAUCGACAAGAAACUGUAUACCGCCUGAUAUUAAACCAGGGGGAUUCCAAGAAUGUGAUGAUACAAUUGGUUGAUUUUGAGGGUAACAAUGUUCUUCACUUAGCCGGAAAGUUGGCUCAACCUGAAGCGAGAUUCGGAUUGCCGAGAACGUAUGUUUUAAUGCGUAAAGAAGAGAUAUGGUUUAAGGAAGUGGAGAAAAUAGUUCCACCUGCAAUGCAAACAAUGAGAAAUAAAGAUGGUCUCACCCCUAAAGAAUUAUUUUAUUGGUCACACAAAGAGUUGCACAAAGAAUCUAUAGCUGAAACGACAGCUUUGGCAAAUACUUUAAUAGUGGUGGCAACUCUUAUCAUCACCCUGGGGAUAAGCAUAUUUGUAACCAUUCCUAUUAAGGAUAUUGAUAGUACAACUACUCCAAUUUUCCGGAAGAAGACAUGGUAUACGAUCUUUUUUUUAUCAGUUGGAUUUGAAACAUGUUUUUGUGCUUCAUCUAUAUUGUUCUAUGCUUCAGCUAUUUUUCCUCCAGAUAUAGAACCAAAAGAUCAGUCUGUCCACGUACAAGAAAAAAAGAUUAUAUUUGGUAGCCUGUCACUUUUUCUCUCUGGUGGAACCAUGUUGACUACUAUAAUUUCCGGUGCCACCUUGAUCUUUGACUUCUUAUCCAAUUGGGGCCCUUAUUUCACUCUUGGACUUGGUCUUCUGGUAUUCGUGGUGCAUUUUACACUUGACUAUACUCUCUGGAGUAGCAUUGUUACCCAUUUCGUGCUAUCCUUUUCCAAGGUAGCUCUAGAGAAGCUGACAAGAUUGUUAUGGACAAUUCCAAAGUCUAUGGAUCCUAUCUCCCUUUGCCAAACAAGAAAGGCGUAA
Messenger RNA from Sphenostylis stenocarpa, 1515 nucleotides. Lineage: Eukaryota; Viridiplantae; Streptophyta; Magnoliopsida; Fabales; Fabaceae. The record is from the annotation of a GenBank genome assembly.